UGCCGCUGGGAGAGUCGUGUGCGUCGCACCCCGUCGACUCCAGCAACCCCCUUUUCGCGUGACUCUGUCACGUUCCUUCCUGACUCGCAAACAGUCACAUUCGACGCGAACACGCUACGAUUCUGAUCUCGUUCUAAUGCAAAUGUCCUUCGACAAUUGAACCACGACAUCACGGACGCUUCAUCGUCGGUUCCCUCCAUCAUGUUAAGAAAAACACGAAUGGAGAGCGUGUUGCGCGAAUCAACGACCCUGAUAUCUCGACUGUGCCACGACUAACUGUCAUACGUUAGCUUGGACAGGCAAACGCUAGAUCACUGGUGUAGAUUCCGUGCAAUCGAACCAGAGCGUUGGAUAGCUUUCACCAGGUGUAAGGUAACUUUAAUUUUGGGGGAUAGGAUCCUCAAGUGUCGUUGAUAAAUAUUCUGUGAUGGUUAGAAUUGGGUGAUCGAACAGAAGUGUGCGUUACGACUAUUGUGUACCAGUUGACCAGAAUACAGUGGUCUUUGAUUCGAAGUGAUUUAGCUCGGACAUCAUCCGAGUAUCACGGUUAAGUGUUGUGUAUCUAUUGGAAUACGGCGACCUUUGAUCUGAGGUGACGGGACCUAAUUGCCAGGACUAACUAUCGGGUAUCAGUUGGAAUACAGUGACCCUUGAUUUGGGGCAACUGAACCCAAGUGUCGGGGCUAACUAUUGUCUACCACUUGUACCGCGGCGAUCAUUGAUUCCGUAUAACGGAGUCUAAGUGUCAUUUAAUCUACAUCAUUUGAAAUACAGCGAUUUUUUAUUUUGGGUGGACCUAAGUGUCAGGGUUAACUAUCGUGUACCAGUUGGAAUACAGUGAUUUUAGAUUUCGGGAAACUGCAGCCGAGUGUCACGAUCACCUAUUGUGUCACAGCUGGAAGCCUCCCCGUCCCUGGAAUAGAGCGGUUCUAUUCCUAGCAUUCGAACCGAAGUGUUCAGUGUGAGUUUCGUCUAUUUCUAUGGACGACUAAGUAACCAACAUAAAGGUGAUCGAAAGAGUGCUAAUAUUCCGCAACCCCAGUGCUUCGAACGAUCCCGAGUUUCUAAGACCUUCGAACCACCUUUGGAGCGGAUCAGAGGUUCACUGUACUCUCGAGAUUCUGGCCAAUGCUCGAGGUCGAGUUUUCGUGAAAGUGCGUCGGCUAUGAAUUGGUGCAAAGUGCAGGCUGCCGCGAAUUUAGUGGAGACGUCCGGCUGGAAAAGAGUGCUUUUAUCGGGCGUCGAAGCAUGAGGGACGUGGCAUCCUCAACGUAAUGAUGCAGAGAGCGGUGCUACUGCUCUGUUGGCUGCCGCUCCUCAACCACUGCCACGCCGUACAUCCAGGUUGCUCCUGCGUUGUCUACAGCAGCUCGGACAAACCUCAAGGUGGCACAUUUACAUCCCCUUAUUAUCCCAAGCGAUAUCCGCCGAAUAUCGAUUGCCUGCUUUACACGUUCAUCGGUCAACCUGACGAAAUCGUCGAGCUAACGUUUCAUCACUUCAAUAUCCGUCAUGUCCGACCCAAUUGCGUGGGAGGCGAUUUUCUAAAAGUGUUUCUACAUUUGGAGACCACCGGUGUUUCCGAGUACACCCCUUGGUCUGGGGUGCUUUGCGGAGAACUGCACGACAUUCCACAGAUCCUGUACAGUUCGAGGUCUACGCUUAUUUUGGAGCUCCACACUCAGUCACCUCCGUCGAAUUCGACUGGCUUUUUUGGGAAUUUUCGCUUCAUCGACAGACGGCUGUUCGAGACGGACGGUGUGCUGAUUCCUGGCACGAUGUGCGACCUCGAGUUUGUCAGUUCACAGUCAACACCGCAGUACGGACGAUUCUACUCGCCACGGUACCCGUCCUCCUACCCAAAGAACAUCCGGUGCUCGUACCUCUUCCGGGCAAGAUUAAAGGAGAGGAUUCGCUUAGUCUUCGAGGAGAUCUCUCUACAAAAAGGAGACUUAAGUUGCCUAAAUAGGGCGGACUUGAUCAGAGUGCACGACGGAACGGAUUCCGGGGCGCCCACAAUAGCUGUACUCUGCAACCAAGGAGCGGAAGUGGAGGUACUCAGCACAGGGCCAGACCUCUACGUCGAGUUCGUUGCUAAUUCCGAGUGGCCUGGCCAAGGGUUCAAGGCGAUGUUCCAGUUCCAGCCGUUGGACGACGCACCGCAUCCUGAGCUGGACAAGGUCAUCCCAGGGGCCGUUACCGGUAACCCCAAGUACUCGGUCAUUGGACCAGCUGUCAGCGCUACGACGUCACUGUGCGACAUGGUUUUCAAUAGUGACUCGACGAAAACAGGAGUGGUCACGUCGCCAGGAUAUCCGAAUCCUUAUCCAUCUAGGACGCACUGUACAUACGACUUCCAGGGACGAGGCAACGAACGGGUCCAAGUGAUAUUUCAGGAUUUGAAUUUGUAUCAUGCAUCGAACGGGGCGAACGAAUGCAAAGGCGUGGACUCAUUAAUGGCGUACGUGUAUAUAGACGGCAAAAAGGAGAAAAUUGACUCGUUUUGCGGCGAAAUGCCAUUACGACCUAUCAUGAGCAGUGGGCUGCGACUUUCGUUGGAAUUUCACGGUGUCACGUCGUCGCGUCACUCUCGAGGUUUCAAAGCGGUGUAUUCCUUCACAGAAAACUACGGCAUAACUACGGGGAGGCAGGAGACGCAAUAUCCCUGUGCCUUUGUUUACAACAGCAACGACACACGGAACGGAACGUUCACGUCGCCAAACUAUCCUGGAUUGUAUCCCCGGAACACGGAAUGCUACUACUUCUUCAACGGCCAGCUCACCGAACGAGUCCAUCUCCAUUUUCACUUCUUCGACAUCGAGGGAGUACCGCCAUGCGAUCCCGUGUCCGCCAGCGACUUCGUCGAGUUUUCGAAUUACAUGUCUACGGACCGGAAGUACCCGAGGAAUUGUGGUCAGCUGAAGGAAUUCGAUGUCGCCAGUGACAGAAAGUUCUUUCGCGUGACUUUUAAGAGCAACGACAGAUACGACGGGACGGGAUUUAACGCCAGCUACGUGUUUGUGGACGAGGAAGGAAAUUACACAACAAAGCCACCGACGAGUAAUGCGUCAACGUUAAAAGGUGGAACGCUGCUGGUGCUGCUACUGCUCAUAAGUCGCCUACUCUUUGGACGAGUUUCGCUUUAAUCACGAUCGGUAACUACUUGGACGAGUCUUGGCUCAAUUUACAACGAACUAUAACUUCGAGGACAGGAGCCAUCCAAAAUCCUCUAUUAGUCGGCGCACAGAUGAGAGUGGCUACAUUGUUUGCGCCAUUGAUAUUGCCAAAGGAAUAGGAAAGCCGAUCUCCCUGGAGACACACGGGACAUCGUAAUUUACUUAUUAGAUCUAUCACCACGCUGAACCCGAUGACGAUCAUUCUCCAUCAUUCUACGACCACCACGGAGAAAACGUACUCACUGGCAAUAAAGUAUUCGAACUUACCAAGGGGAAACUCUCGACGAGAAAAUUCGAAAGCUUACGAAGAAAGCCACAAGACUCCUGGACGAGAAACUAUUCCUUUCGUUAUUCAAACUUGCUUCGAGGAUACGAAAUUCUCCUCUGAAAUUUGGAUUUAGUCUGAUAAUAUUGCGACAAUGUUAUAAAUGUUGCGAUUUUGUUAUAAAUAUUUAGUGGUUGCUUCCUUGGUACGAUAUUUAGAAAGAGAUUAAAAUUUACAUCUAUCGAGGCGAUUCUCUAAUUUGAAAAUGACAUCCUCGAUGAAAUUAGAAAUUCUCUUCCUAAUUGAAUGAAACAAUCUCGCUCACGCUCGCAACCUUUAUGUUUUCGGCUCGAGGGAUUCCCCGUUAGGCGUACUUAAUUUAAUGAACACGUACGAAGAGAGGAUAUUAGAGGAGUUGUACGAGUAAUGGGAUAUAUCUAUGAUCCGUUGUAGCGCGACGUAUUAAAGAGUGCUGAAUUGUUAACGUUUUCCUCCUCGUACGUAAACGAAUUUAUUAAAUCGCUAUGAACUAUCUGUCCGACGAAUUACUCGAAAGUCAUACGUAAACAGUGAACAAAGAGACACGAAAGAAAUUCGCCUUCCUAAAUACACGACACACUACGGACAUAUUUAUUAUUACAUCCUCUAUACGACUGUGAUGUUUCCAUUCCUUCUUAGUUUUACUAGGAAACGUAUACAAGUCUGAUUAUACGCGAAAAAAAUGUAGAUAUUCGUGAAACCAUGAGUAGCCUGGCCGAACAGUUACGAAUAACCGUUCAAAACGGGCCAGAUGAAAUUAAGAGGAUUUACGAUUAACGGUUUACGAUCGAGAUACGAUUAAUCGUCGAAAAGGGCAGAGAAACACGAACCGAUCGCGAUAACUUGAUUGGACGGAUUUGAUAAAAUAUGUGUGUAUUCGAUGACUGGAAUGGGUAUUAUUAAGGACGAUCAUCGCAUCGGAGAGAUAUGCUCGACGUUGAAGUUUUGAAGAAUGAGCAAUAACGAAACGAUCGAUCGUGAUGAAUACAGUUAUAACGAAUAUCGAAGUACAGUUUGAAAUAAUUUUCUGAAUCCGUGCAAAGGAUUUAUAAGAAUUAAUUUUUUUAAUUGAGUAAUUAUGAAUGAGAUAAUUUUAACAUUGAGAUGAGUAUUCGUGUUGCUUGAGCUUUUCAUUCAAAAUGAUUCAUACAUUCCAGAAAAUAAUAUUUACUUAUUUUUAUUGCACAAAAGUCUAAAACGGUCA
Molecule: messenger RNA, 4684 nt
Organism: Hylaeus anthracinus
Lineage: Eukaryota; Metazoa; Arthropoda; Insecta; Hymenoptera; Colletidae
Gene: Sol1
Product: suppressor of lurcher protein 1
Exons: 13
Coding region: 1275-3146 (623 amino acids)
Cellular component (GO): plasma membrane
Source: RefSeq, a predicted model, not a curated record